CGUAGAAGAAAACUUUGUUUACAUCGUUUAUAUAAAACCCAGGUAAAUUGUUUAUAAAAGUGUUUGUAUUUAUAUGAUCACACAUACAGUAGAACUCAAGCAAUGGCACAUUCUAGAUCUGCAAGGAAAGCACAAAUACCUAUUUCCUGCCAAUUCUGUGAAGAUGGAAAUACGAUACAAUGGAAAUGUGUAGACUGUAGACUUUUGAUAUGUGAAAAGUGCAAAGACAAGAUUCAUCUAAAAAUAAGAAAUACAAAACACCACAAGAUUAUACAUGUCACAGAAGUGGAAAAAUGUACGGAGGAGUUUGAUUAUAAACAUAUACACUGCCAAAUACAUUUUGAGCAAUAUUGCUGUCUAUUUUGUAAGAAAUGUGACGACUUAGUGUGUCCUACUUGUGUGUCCGAAGCACAUAAAAAGCAUGAUUUUACAGAAAUUGGUGAAGUUUACAAAAGGAAUAUAGAAAAACUGAGGAUAAGACAAAAUAAAUCUCGGAAAUUUAUAUCGAAAAUGACUGCUAGAAACAAAGAACUUUCUGAGCUGAAGUGUAGUGAAAACUCAAAAUAUACUACAGUAAGGAAUAAUAUAAUAGCACAUCAGAAAGCUUUAAAAAAUGCAGUUGACCAGUAUAUUAAAGAACUAUAUUAUGAAUUAGAUCAGAGUUACAAGGCUAUUUGUCAGUCCAUAGAAACGGAUAUAACUGCUAUUUCUACAUCAAUAGAGAAGGCAAAUCACAAAUUAAAUGAAAUAGAAAAUUUUAUAGCUAAAUCCGAGGUUGGAGAUUUUUUUGAGAACUUUAAAAUCGUUGGUGAAUAUGCAGAAAUCGAGCAGCCAAAAGUAAAGGCAAUUUAUCAAUCAAUGCCAGACUUUAUUCCUGGAGAGAUCAUGAAGUACCGUUACAAUUUCGGAAUUUUACAGCACAAUGAAAAUUCUUCAGGUAAAAUAGCACUUAGAAUGAAUGUCGAUGAAAAAUAUCAAACUGAAAUGUCAAGAAUCGAUUAUAUAUCGGCAUUGCGUAACGAUUCGAUUUGGAUAUCAUGCAAUGAGGAUAACAUUAUUCAGCGAGCAAAACCGGAAAGAAAUAACCUUAAUAUAAAAGCAACAUUUUCAGUUAAGGUCUUCAGCAUAGCUGUGACUGCUUUGAACGAGGUCUUCCUGGUUACAGAUGGAACAAGGAUACAAAAUAUGAACAGCCGUACUGGUAACCUCUCAAAUUCGAUAUACAAUGUAGCCCCUUUGGAACCAAUUUUAAUUCAUGUGACGUGUGACAACAAAGUAAUAGUCGGUGCGAAAAACGGCCAUACAAAAGCUAUAAUUGUGAUGAGUGAAAAAGGGGAAAGGGAAAAUGUGUUUGAAUAUGAUAAAAAUAUAAAACCUUUAUUUACGUACCCCAGGAGUAUAACUAGUACCCGUAGAGGUGAUAUGCAUGUGUUGGAUUAUGAUAUAGAUAAAAAUCGAGGUCGAGUUAUAGUUCUUAGACAAGGAGGUGAUAUAUAUAAAUAUUGUGGACAUCCAUAUGUAAACAAAAAUAUACCAUUCAAACCAAUCUCCAUUGUAGCAACACCUAAAUCCAACGUCUUGGUUGUUGAUUGGUACACUCAUUACAUCCAUGUACUUAACACUUGUGGCAACCUUGUAACUAUAUUCAAUACAAGAGACACAGGAAUACUGCAUCCAUGUUCUCUUGCCAUUACACAAGCAGGGCAGAUGUAUGUCGGAUGCGACAGUAAUAAAGCCAAGCCAACCGAAAAAGCAAACAUAUAUUUAGUAAAUCUAUCCGGGUGCUAG
Mytilus trossulus (common blue mussel) is the source of this 1788-nucleotide messenger RNA. RefSeq lists its product as uncharacterized. Gene Ontology annotation, molecular function: zinc ion binding. The transcript has a single exon. The record is from RefSeq and is a predicted model, not a curated record. The coding region runs from base 103 to 1788 and encodes 561 amino acids. Lineage: Eukaryota; Metazoa; Mollusca; Bivalvia; Mytilida; Mytilidae.